Cheilinus undulatus (humphead wrasse) is the source of this 1966-nucleotide messenger RNA. RefSeq names its product RNA 2',3'-cyclic phosphate and 5'-OH ligase (gene rtcb). Bases 96 to 1613 code for a protein of 505 amino acids. Gene Ontology annotation, biological process: tRNA splicing, via endonucleolytic cleavage and ligation. Gene Ontology annotation, molecular function: RNA ligase (ATP) activity. Gene Ontology annotation, cellular component: tRNA-splicing ligase complex; nucleus. The transcript has 12 exons. Lineage: Eukaryota; Metazoa; Chordata; Actinopteri; Labriformes; Labridae. The record is from RefSeq and is a predicted model, not a curated record.
UCUCUGUCUGUCCACACUCUGGCAGACAGCCGGGUGAAACGCAGCCUUAAAUUGUGUCACGUUGAAUCAUUUUGAGUCUUUUACAAAUCAGAACAAUGAGCCGAAAUUACAACGAUGAGCUGCAGUACCUGGAGAAGAUCAGCGGUACCUGCUGGAGGAUCAAAAAGGGCUUCGUUCCCAACAUGCAGGUUGAAGGGAACUUCUAUGUGAAUGAUUCUCUGGAGAAGCUGAUGUUUGAGGAGCUUCGUAAUGCCUGUCGAGGAGGAGGUAUCGGCGGAUUUCUCCCAGCCAUGAAACAGAUCGGGAACGUGGCAGCCCUGCCGGGGAUUGUUCAUAGGUCCAUUGGCCUCCCUGAUGUUCACUCUGGUUAUGGAUUUGCGAUUGGAAACAUGGCAGCUUUUGACAUGAACGACCCUGAUGCUGUCGUGUCUCCUGGCGGUGUCGGGUUCGACAUAAACUGCGGCGUGCGUCUGCUGAGAACCAACCUGGACGAAGGGGACGUACAGCCAGUGAAGGAGCAGCUCGCUCAGUCUCUGUUCGACCACAUCCCAGUGGGUGUCGGGUCCAAGGGAGUCAUCCCCAUGGGUGCCAAGGAUCUGGAGGAGGCUCUGGAGAUGGGGGUGGACUGGUCUCUGAGGGAGGGUUACGCCUGGGCUGAGGAUAAGGAGCACUGUGAAGAGUACGGCAGGAUGCUGCAGGCCGACCCCAACAAAGUCUCCUCCAAGGCCAAGAAGAGAGGCCUGCCGCAGCUAGGAACUCUGGGAGCAGGAAACCACUACGCUGAGAUCCAGGUGGUCGAUGAGAUCUUUAACGACUACGCAGCGAAGAAGAUGGGCAUCGACCACAAAGGACAGGUGUGUGUGAUGAUCCACAGCGGCAGCAGAGGACUGGGACACCAAGUUGCUACAGACGCUCUGGUUGCCAUGGAGAAGGCAAUGAAGCGAGAUAAAAUCACGGUGAACGAUCGUCAGCUGGCGUGCGCUCGCAUCACGUCUCCGGAGGGUCAGGACUACCUGAAGGGGAUGGCUGCUGCAGGAAACUACGCCUGGGUCAACCGCUCAUCUAUGACCUUCCUCACCAGACAGGCGUUCUCCAAAGUGUUCAACACGACGCCAGACGACCUGGACAUGCACGUCAUCUACGACGUCUCUCACAACAUCGCCAAAGUGGAGGAGCACAUGGUGGACGGGAAGCAGAGGACGCUGCUGGUUCACCGUAAAGGCUCCACCCGGGCGUUCCCCCCUCACCACCCACUCAUCCCCGUAGACUACCAGCUGACGGGUCAGCCCGUGCUUAUCGGAGGGACGAUGGGAACCUGCAGCUACGUCCUCACAGGGACAGAACAAGGCAUGACGGAGACGUUCGGCACCACCUGUCACGGAGCGGGUCGCGCUCUGUCUCGAGCAAAGUCUCGCAGAAAUCUGGACUUCCAGGACGUCCUGGACAAACUGGCCGAUCAGGGAAUCGCCAUCCGAGUUGCCUCGCCCAAACUGGUCAUGGAGGAGGCUCCUGAGUCGUACAAAAACGUGACAGACGUGGUCAACACGUGUCAUGAAGCUGGAAUCAGCAAGAAGGCGAUCAAACUGAGACCCAUCGCUGUGAUUAAAGGCUGAAGCUUCACAACGCUGCACUUAAAGACUUUUACAGCAAACGAAGGACGCUGUGGUGUUGAAAUCACUACGAAGCAGAAGAUUUUCGCUUUAUUUUCUUUUCCUGGUUCUGUGGAGGAACUUUAGUUGGGUGACUUGAUAAGAAAGGAAGAAUGAAAUUGAACAUUUAAUUUGCAACCUUAAAAAAUGAGAUUUUUGUGUUCCUGUCUUACCUGCGUGCCAAAUAAAGGUGAUCAGUUCAUGCUUAGUUCUAUGGGAUGUACUCUGAUAAGGCUAAAUCAGAGUAUUUAGUGAAAGGAAACACUUUAUUUCUGAGUUGUUUAGCUGUGGAUGAAUAAAUAAAAGAGAAAAAUCAA